UCUCACUGAAGUUUGAAACUGACGAAGGGACAAAAUAUUUAUUUCAAAGCUGACGCAAGGGCGCUAAAUACAAACGUACCAGAAAUAAAGUGUGAUUUAAAAUUCCUAUAUUUAUGAUAGCGUCUUCACAUUGAAGAAGCGCUUGGUGAAUUCACGCCAGCUUAAUUUAUUUGAUGAAACAAGCCAAGAGCUAGCCGUUAGCAUGCUAACUACGCAGCUUUAGAUGAAAACAUUAAACGUUUUUGGUUACGAAAUAUUUAUAAACCAUUAUAGCUGUGUCGAGCCUGAGGACUUUAUUUUGAGGAAUGGCUCCUCGGUUGCAGCUGGAAAAAGCUGCUUGGCGGUGGGCAGAGACGGUCAGACCAGAGGACAUCACACAUGAACACAUCGCUUUAGCUUAUAGAAUCGCUUUGCUAGCAUGCAAGAGAGGGACAUGCAGGAGGAACUGUAAAGGGAAUCCUAACUGUCUAGUUGGAAUUGGAGAACAGUCUUGGUUGGGUGAAAUUGAUGAAAACACUUUCCACAAUAUCGAUGACCCAAACUCAGAAAGGCGGGAUAAGAACACUUUUGUAGGCCUGACGAAUCUUGGUGCCACAUGUUACGUAAACACUUUUCUCCAGGUGUGGUUCCACAAUCUGGAUCUCCGUAGAGCUCUUUAUUGCUUUCAGAAUUCCAGAGCGGAAGUGCACGACAUGGAUUCAGAUUAUGAGCCAAGUACGAUAUGUGAACAUCUGCAGUACCUGUUCGCAUUGCUACAGAACAGCAACAGGCGGUAUAUUGACCCAUCAGGACUGGUAAAGGCUCUAGGGCUAGACACCGGUCAACAGCAGGACGCUCAGGAAUUCUCCAAACUCUUCCUCUCACUUUUAGAAGACACCCUUUCGAAGCAGAAAGACCCACAUCUCCAAAAUGUCAUCCAGCAGCAGUUCUGUGGACAGUUUUCCUAUGUUACUGUAUGCAACAAAUGCGGCCGUGAAUCCCCUCUGCCAUCUCGAUUUUAUGAGCUGGAACUGAACAUUCAAGGACACAAAAACCUCACUGAGUGCGUCACAGAGUUUCUAAAGGAGGAAAAGCUGGACGGUGAUAAUCGUUAUUUCUGUGAAAGCUGUCAGAGUAAACAGAACGCUACCCGCCGGAUCAAGCUCCAGAGUCUUCCCCGCACACUCAACUUUCAGCUCAUGCGCUUCGUCUUUGACAGGCAAAGCAGUCACAAAAAGAAGCUGAACACUUUCAUUAGUUUUCCAGAAGUUCUUGACAUGGGGCCGUUUUUGGAAGGGAAAGAUGAGAAGUGCAUGUAUGAGCUCAGCGCGGUGUUGAUUCAUCGCGGUGUGAGCGCGUAUUCCGGUCACUACAUCGCUCAUGUAAGAGACGCCCACACCAACGACUGGUACAAAUUCAACGAUGAGGAGAUCGAGAAAAUGGAGGGCAAGAAACUUCAGUUGGGCAUUGAAGAGGACAUUGCUGAGACAGCCAAAUCUCAAACCCGAAAGCCAAAAUGUAGCAAAGGGUACCACUGCUCGAGGAACGCUUACAUGUUAGUAUACAAACGGCAGGUGGAAGAGGACAACCAAACAGAAACAAGCAUCCUAGUACCAGCUUUUCUCCAGAAGCUGGUUGACCAGGACAACAAGAAGUUUGAGGAGUGGUGCAAUGAGAUGUCAGACAUGCGAAAGCAAAGCGUAGACAAAGGCAAAGCCAAACAUGAGGAGGUGAAGGAGCUCUACGAAUUGUUACCCACGGAAGACGACCAGUCAUAUGAGUUUGUGCCUCUGGAAUGGCUCAAGAAGUGGCUGGAUGAUUCGACCGCCAUCAAGGAAAUUGACAACAGCCAUUUUCUGUGCUCUCAUGGCAAACUACACCCAGACAAGGUUGGCGAGGCCAAAAGAAUCUCCCCAAAAGCCGCUGAUCUGCUCUUUGGGCGCUACGGAGGAGGUCCCAGACUGGACCGGUCUUCUCUCUGCAGAGACUGUGUUGCUCAGCGAUGCAGGGUCCUCAGACUGAAAAACCAACUGAAUGAAGAUUACAGAGAGGUGACAAAUCUUGCCAAAGCCGCUUUGAAAAGUGAUGAGGCAGGUUUCUGGAUCGGGAAGACCUCUCUGAGGGCCUGGAGGCAGUUGGCUUUGGACCAGCUGGAGGAAGAUGAAGAGGAGACAAAACACAACAACUGCAAAAUGAAUGGAGAGAGAAGCAGCAGCCUGGGGAAUAGAGCUGAUGGAUGUAAAGGGAAUAACGAAGAAGGGGACGGUGAAGAGAUGAAGAACUUUAAUGAAGACAUUCUAUGUUAUCAUGGUGGUUUGAGUAUACUAGAGAGUGACCGGCGGCUGGUUUCUGCUGAGGUGUGGAAUAAACUGAGAGUGUAUUUCCCUAAAGCCCCGGAGUUUACACAACAACAACACGAGCCAUGUCAGCACUGCACGAGGCUAGAAAAAGAGGGGAAAGAGAAUGAGGCUUUGAACAGAAUGAUGGCCAAUGAGCAGAAGACUUCUCUUCUAAACCUCUUCCAGGAAAAAAACCGACCCACGCUGCAGAAAUGGCCACAGGAAUCUGAUGUUCUGUAUAUUGUACCCCUUUACUUCGUUGAUGAAUGGAGGAAAUUCAUAAGGAGGCCAGCAAAGGGUAACCCAGUGUCAAGUGUGGGCAACAGCAUUCUGCUUUGCCCUCAUGGUGGAUUCAUGUUCACAUACGACUCCAUGCUACACGGAGACGCCCAACAUAUAGCUCUUCUCUGGCCCGAUGAAUGGGAGGUGAUCAGCAAAAUGUUUCUAGUGGACAACUCCAUCUCUAUACGUAAGAUGCCCGACACGACACAAGACAACAGUGGUGUGUGUUACCAGACUCAACCAGACUUGUGUCGAGAGUGCCGAGAGGGCUUCAUUUUCCAGCAGCAGAGAGACAUGAGGGAAUACGCGCAAGCCACUGUUUAUGUUCGAAAAGUCAUUGACAAGACAACUAUGAUUAAAGAGUCGGCCCCGGAGUUCAGUGUUAGUGGCUCGGACGUAGAGGAGGAGAGAGAAGAGCCGAAGAUCGAUGGAGAGAAAGAUCCAGACUUCAGUCAGUCUGAGGGCGGAGCCAAACGACAGAAGCUGGACGAAACCGCCUCCAUUUCCACGACCACCAUAACUACUGUUUCCAAGUCGGGCAUCAGGAGAAGCACGAGGCACAGGAAACUGCGAGGGGAGAAGGCCCUCAUCGUUUCAGCCAACCAGACUCUAAAAGAGCUGAAGAUCCAGAUCAUGCAUGCGUUCUCUGUCGCUCCGUUUGACCAAAACCUCUCCAUAGACGGACGCUGUUUGACGGACGAUUCAGCAACUUUAGGAAGUCUUGGAGUGAUCCCAGAGAGCAUCAUAUGCCUUAAGGCGGAUGAACCCAUUGCUGAUUAUGCUGCCAUGGAUGAUGUGUAUCAAGUCUGUAUGCCUGAGGAAGGUUUUAAAGGCACUGGUCUUUUAGGACACUGAGGGAAGCUCUGAGUGUGGAAGAAUGUUAAGCAAGGAUAAAGCUUGAAUUAGUCAGAUGUUCAUCAUUGGGAUAUUGUCUUUUUUUUUUCAUUUUACAAUUUCGUUUUUUAUUUGUUAUCAGACUUUAAAGUGUUUUUUCUUUGAAACAUCAUGCUGGUUUUUAAUAUUGAAAGAUGUUCUGCAAGAUUUUGUGGUUGUGCUUGUCAUGACUGUGAAAAAAUACGGGUCGAGAUUUUCUCAAAGGACGUUCCAAAAAUCGGAAUUCCUCCUUUGUUGCAAUUUCAUGUCCAUAGAGUUUGGUCUGAUCAUACAUUGUGUGUUAAACAGUAAAUCUCUGUAAAUUAUAAGUGUUUUUUUUUUGUUUUUGUUGAAAAUAAGCUUGUGAUGGCACUGCAAUAGAGCUCUUACAUAUUUAUAAAUGCAUGAGCAACUAAAAUAUUAAAAAAUAUAUAGCCUUUGUUUGGUUUAUGUAAAUAAACUCACCAAAACACAGCAGUGAUGAAGCCUGAAGAGAUGGUGAUAAAUAUGUUACGUUUCCAGAAGUGGAAAAUAUAACAACAUUGCUAAAUAGUUUAGACAUGUUCUGCUACUUGAAAUAUUAAGCAGGCAUUUGUGUGAACUUUUCUCUAUGUUCUUUCAUAUGGGCAAUAAAUAUUCUUUUUACAUCUUCA
Molecule: messenger RNA, 4126 nt
Organism: Triplophysa dalaica
Lineage: Eukaryota; Metazoa; Chordata; Actinopteri; Cypriniformes; Nemacheilidae
Gene: usp48
Product: ubiquitin specific peptidase 48
Exons: 28
Coding region: 306-3455 (1049 amino acids)
Biological process (GO): protein deubiquitination
Cellular component (GO): nucleus; cytosol
Molecular function (GO): cysteine-type deubiquitinase activity; cysteine-type endopeptidase activity; protein binding
Source: RefSeq, a predicted model, not a curated record